AGACUUAAUUUCACUUUCUGUUUUGCUGAAGAGUCGAGUCAGGACUGGAUUUAUCUUCUAUCUGCGGGUUAUUCUGACAGUAAAGAUGAAUGAGGAGGAGGGGGCGCGCGUUUGUGAGCUGUGUCACAAGGAGGUUGCAGAGUCUAAUUUUGCUUUGCACGAGCUCCACUGCAAACGCUUCUUAUGUCUCUGUCCUGACUGUGAUGAAGCAGUUCCCAAAGAACAACUAAAGCAACACAGAGAAGACCAGCACACCCUGGUCAGAUGCUCAAAGUGUAAGAAAAAGGUGGAACGUUGUCACCUAACUGACCAUGAGUCUAAAGAGUGUGAGCAGCGUCUGCAGAGCUGUCAGUUCUGUCAGUUGGAGGUGCCGUGGAAAAAAGAGGCCGAGCACAGUCUGGUGUGCGGGAGUCGCACCGAGCUCUGUGGGGACUGCGGGCGCUACGUCACCCUGAAAGAUCAGCUAAAGCAUAACCACACGUGCCCAGCUAUGACCUCAGAUUCUCCUCUAACCAGUGGUGCAAGCAACAACAUGAAAAUAACAGUCAUUUGCAGAGGAUGUAGUGCAUCAAUUCCAGCUGAGGACAUAGAAGAACAUGAGUUGGAGUGUGCAUCUCCCUCCACUGAGAGCUUGGACGAGACAGAGGGAGAAACGAAAGAAGAUGAGGACAGUGAUUUAGAGACAGAGGAGGCGGCCUGGAAGGCAGCGUUGCUGUCAGAUCGAGACAGCAGGGACGAGUGGGAUGAUAAAGAAGAUCCAAACCAGAUCAGCACCUGUCCCUACUGUCACCUGGCACUGCCAGUCUACACGCUACGAUGGCACGAGGUGAAGUGCCAGAUCCACAUCCAUUUGAAAUAAAACAUCAGAAGCACAAAUGCUUUAAUAUUAAUAGUGGAAUGUGAGGAUUUUAAUUUAAGCUGUUAAAACUAACUCAUUUAAUUCUUUGCUGAAACAUUUGCUCUAAUGCUACCUUAAGGUAUAAAAAAAUCUUCUGCAAGCAAUAUAUUCUCAUAUAUCAUCUAUUUCCCAAAAAUGGUUUACAAAACUGCUGAACAAAGAUGACAAAUACGUGUCUUCUCCUCCUGUUCCCUGAAAAAGGCAGAAACCAGUCCUUGAUCCCCGCCCACUGCUUUCUUAUGGCGUCAGAUCGGUGCCAAAACCACUCUCCCGUAAAACAUGCAUUCGGGCGUAUUAUAUUAUUUAACACGUGUGCACGCAAAUUAUCUCUGCGCCUGUGUACAAUCAAAGGAAACUGCUCUGCAAGUGAAGAAAAAGGUGAUGCGAGCGAGGAGGAUUGUGAUCAGUGCGCCCCGGCCUCUCAAAGAUUAUUUCUGCUCAUGCGCAGCAGAUUUCUGUUCUGUCACUCUAAACUUGGGGGAGGGUUUUGGCACUAUGGGGGAGGGGACAAAGGGGUUGGUACUAGCUCAGCUGUGAUUUGUCAUUUGUGAAGAGUGAGAUUUGAUUGACAGCCCUCUGACACAGAAGUCUGAUAAAACUGAGACAACGGCGUUAACCGAUUUUUGCCUCAUUUCUGCUUAAAACUGCACUCCAGUCAUCACCUAUCUCAGUGACAGAUCUCUGAAGCUUCUGCACAACAAUUGUUUCCACAUAAAUUCAGCAUUAUUUAAUGAUAAGUUACAAAAAAAUCCUAAAAAUCACCUGAGAUUAAUGAAACCUGGCGCGUCUGAGUCUGACACUACAUCCAAACUGAUCAAAGGGAAUAAUGUGAUUAUUAACCAUCAGAUGACAAAGUAAAACCUCUUAAAUCACGUGCAAACCAUUACGCCACCACAUCCCCGAAGAAGACAACGGUGUCUCCUUCGUUUUAGCAGACAUCCGUGUCAGAGAGGAGGGCUGUUAAUCAAAUCUCGCUCUUCAGAAAUGACCAAUCACAGCAGAGCUUGAAGCUUUGCAUCUGUCUACACCCUUUCAGCCACAUGGGUACAUUAAGUUGUUCUUUUUAUGAGUUUUUGUUAUUGUUGAUCUGUGUGCAGAAUAAAUAAAUUCAUUCGCUCAUUCAUUCAGAGGAGGAGGGCUGUCAAUCAAAUUUUACUCUGCCAAAAUCCUCCCCCAAGUUCCAUAGCAGAAAUCCGCUGCGCGUGAGCAGAAAUAAACUUCGAGAGGGCGGGGCCACACUGGUCACAUAUUCCUCCUCGCUCAGAGCACCUUUAUCCUUGCGCGCACACUCGCAGUUAAUAUCUAUGCGUAUGAAACAUUAUAAUACACCCAAAUGCAUGUUUUAUGUGAGAGUGCACCAAUCUGACUCCAUAUCUCUGCUCAACCUGGGCUGAGCAGUGAUCAGCCUCUUCAGGUUGUGAUACAGCAACUUAUUUAUGAAAAAUGGACUGUCGUGACAAAUUCUGCACAUACGUCACAGUCUACAUGGACAAUUUACCCAGAGGGCAAUAAAAAAAGAGACAUUUUUAA
Thalassophryne amazonica is the source of this 2428-nucleotide messenger RNA. RefSeq names its product XIAP associated factor 1 (gene xaf1). Gene Ontology annotation, molecular function: zinc ion binding. NCBI's taxonomy places the organism in Eukaryota, Metazoa, Chordata, Actinopteri, Batrachoidiformes, Batrachoididae. The transcript is spliced from 7 exons. The record is from RefSeq and is a predicted model, not a curated record. The coding region runs from base 86 to 859 and encodes 257 amino acids.